This is a messenger RNA of Salvelinus namaycush (lake trout), 917 nucleotides long. RefSeq names its product retinol dehydrogenase 13 (gene crdhl). The record is from RefSeq and is a predicted model, not a curated record. The transcript is spliced from 6 exons. Lineage: Eukaryota; Metazoa; Chordata; Actinopteri; Salmoniformes; Salmonidae. Bases 120 to 917 code for a protein of 265 amino acids.
UUGUUCUGUUGAGAAAAUGGAUUGCUGGGGGUGUGUGUCAAUCUUCAGUCCAAUUACGCGGCAAGACGGUGUUGGUCACCGGUGCCAACACCGGUAUUGGCAAGGAAACGUGCCGUGACAUGGCACGUAGAGGGGCGCGGGUGGUGAUGGCAUGCCGGGACCUGACACGGGCUGCGAGGGCGGCGGACGAGAUUCGUCAGGCCACGGGGAACAGCAACAUCGUAGUGCGGCACCUGGACCUGGCCUCUAUGUACUCUGUCAGAGAGUUGGCCAGAGAGUUCACUGCCAGUGAGGAUCGCCUAGAUAUACUCAUCAACAAUGCCGGUGUGAUGAUGUGCCCUAAGUGGCUAACAGAGGACGGCUUCGAGACACAACUGGCUGUCAAUCACCUCGGACACUUUCUGCUGACCAAUCUCCUUCUGGGGAAGCUCAAGAGCUCCGCCCCUAGCCGUGUGGUCAAUGUAUCUAGCAUUGCACACAAAGGGGGUAAGAUCCAGUUUGAUGAUCUCUUCUUUGCCAAGAGGCCGUACAACUCCCUGGUCAGUUACAGGCAGAGCAAGCUGGCCAACGUGCUAUUCUCCAGAGAGCUGGCCAGAAGGUUGAAAGGUACGGGGGUGACGUCCUACAGCCUGCAUCCCGGGGUGAUCAGGACAGAGCUGACUCGCCACGUGGAGACCUGGUUCCCCAUGCUGAGGGCCAUCCUGUCAGCCCCCUCCGUGCUCCUCAUGAAGACCCCCACCCAGGGUGCCCAGACCUCCAUCUACUGUGCUGUCACCCCAGGGCUGGAGCACAAGUCUGGCAGCUACUUCAGUGACUGUGCCAUGACGGAGACCGCCCCAGAGGGGAGGGAUGAUGCGGUGGCCAAGAGGCUUUGGAAGGAGAGCGCCCGUCUGGUGGGUUACAUAGAAAAAGACUGA